AGUGCAAACGUCCGAGCAAGAGGUUGAAUCUCUCUGCCCGUGCAUUUACCGCUUUGUGUAGUAGGGAACAGCUCUACAGUACUUUGGAGGAAGAAAAAAAAAGGUUUUGUAUUUUCUACUGUUGGGUGUGAUUGGGCGUACGUUUCGAUUCGAAUUUCCCGUUCGUUGAUUGUUGCAAGUUAUCGCGCGAGUGGAGUGGCGAAUGACGGUCUUUUCGCUGCACGGAAAUUGAGGGUGGAAACCUUUUCCUCGACCGACUGUCGGACGGUGAAAAAAUCAGUGCUGGAAGAUAUACCCUGCCGUUUCUCCUCCUACGUUCGUCGCGUCCACGGUUCGAUUCCCGUUUCAGGCCGAGUCCGAGAAGGAAAAGAGGAGUGGUUACGGUGGUGUGUGUCAUCGCGUUGUUCGCAUACAGCGAUCGCGGUGGGAUUCGUGUGCGACUUAGCGCGCCGUGGAUGUGUGCGUGUUGGAUUGUGUACUACCCACUUGAAUGUGUGCAUUUUUUGUAUGAGAUUUUCUGAUUAAUCAGAAGGGAAAUUUAGCCGUAUCGCUGCAAGUUCGGAAUCGGAACGUCGUCGACGUCGGUGUGGCAGGAAAAUCGGAAUAAAUUCUCGGCGACGGUCGCCGGUUGCUGGUGCGGAUUUAGGUUGUAAUUAGAAAAUGUUUUUCGUCUUUUCCAGGAGGAUUCAGUAGGUUUUGAUGCAAGUUUUCGGUAGGAAAUAAUCGGUUUUCCUGCGGUGAAAAAGUGUAUUCACGCUAGUAUAGUGUGUUGGUGAAUAUCAAAGGAGUGUUCUUUUUAUUCCCUGUUCGGUCGCUCCCCAAAGUGGGAAUAAGAAAAAGAAGAGAUAGGUGGCAAUUUGGAAAAUAAUGUUUUCAAACUGCGGAACCGAUUGAUGUGUGUUCCGGUGUUGUUGGGCGGAGCAGCUCUAGGCAGUGUUGAGGUAGUAAACCUUUUGUGGAUUGGAUACCGAAGUGGAUGGAAUCUUGGAGAACCGGAAUCGGUGCCGAAUGUGAUUCCGGGAGUGUGCUGCUGGAAUAAGAAGAAGCUGGAGUGCGAAUCAAAGUGCUGCUGGUGAAUAUUCAUCCGGAGUGUAUUAUUCUCUCGGCUCUUAAGUAGGAAGAAAAUCAACACACCAGCAGGAAACAAACACAUUUAAAAUACGUAUAUACAAACACAGUAUAGUCGAGGAAGAACCGUGGUGCGUGAUAUCGGUUCGGUUCUCGUGGUUUUGGAUAUCCUACCACCACGACACAACAACCACGGCAACAGCAAUCAUCAUCAGCAGCAUCAGCGCCGCCAUCAGCAGCAGUAGCAACAUCGAGCAGACAAGAACGACGUCGACGACAACGACGACGAUUACGUCAAAAUGGCGCAUCAAAUGAUGCCCCAGUCGGUGAACUGCUCACUGGACGAUAUCGAUCUGAAUGCACUGAAGGACCCAGCUGGAAUCUUCGAACUGAUCGAAGUGGUCGGAAAUGGAACCUACGGACAGGUUUACAAGGGUCGCCACACAAAGACUGGACAACUCGCUGCCAUUAAGGUGAUGGACGUCACCGAAGAGGAGGAGGAGGAAAUCAAACUUGAGAUCAACGUGCUCAAAAAGUACUCCAACCACCGGAACAUUGCCACGUACUAUGGUGCAUUUAUCAAGAAAACCUCGGCCGGAAAGGACGACCAGCUGUGGCUGGUGAUGGAGUACUGCGGGGCCGGUUCCGUUACCGAUCUGGUCAAAUCUACCAAAGGCCAGAGCCUCAAAGAGGAAUGGAUCGCCUAUAUCUGCCGGGAGAUCCUACGGGGGUUGAGCUACCUGCACACGAACAAAGUGAUACACCGGGACAUCAAAGGCCAGAACGUGCUGCUCACGGACAACGCCGAGGUCAAAUUGGUGGAUUUCGGUGUGUCGGCACAGUUGGACAAAACCAUCGGCCGGCGGAACACCUUCAUCGGUACGCCCUACUGGAUGGCACCGGAGGUCAUUGCAUGCGACGAAAACCGAGACGCCACCUACGACAACCGGUCCGAUCUGUGGUCCCUCGGCAUCACCGCCCUGGAGAUGGCCGAAUCGCAGCCACCCCUGUGUGACCUGCACCCGAUGCGGGCACUGUUCCUCAUUCCCCGGAAUCCACCGCCGCGACUGAAAUCGAAAAAGUGGUCCAAAAAGUUCCACGGAUUCAUCGAUACGGUGCUAGUGAAAGACUAUCAUCAACGGCCUUACACGGAACAGUUACUGAAGCAUCCGUUCAUCAAGGAACAACCGACGGAACGGCAGGUGCGGAUACAGCUGAAAGACCAUAUCGAUAGGUGUAAGAAACGCAAGCAGGAGAAGGAACGGGACGACUACCGGUACUCGGGUUCGGAGAAUGAAGAAGAGGAACUGCCAACGGCCGGUGAACCAUCGUCCAUCAUUCAGGCUCCCGGUGGCGACACGCUGCGGCGAAACUUUCAGCAGAUCCAGGAGGGCCGGACGUUGAUGCAGAAUGCCGAACAGCAACAGCAACAGCAGCAGCAGCCACAACCGCCGCCUAAUGCGAACCGAAACCAGAAACCACCAGCGCGCGACGAGCGGAGUAAACAGCAACCGGUGGAGGAACCGGGUCCACCCUCGCGGCCAGCACUACCUCAGCGUCUAAUAGUGGUACCGGAUCCGCCGGCCAAUGCCAACGCCAACCGGCCGCUGCCUCCGACGCCCCGUUCCGGCAGCGGUUCGUCCUCCCAGCAACAGUCCCAGCAGCCAUCGUCCCAGCAACAAACGCCCCAGCAACCGCCACGAAAUUCCCAGAACAUCUUCAAACCAAUGCUGCCACCACGCCGACCAGAGGAUUUGGACAUGUUAGCCGCACAACUAAAUGAAUUGGGCGUCUCCCAACAGUCACAGCAAGCGCAGCCGGAAGCCCCACCACGGAACAACCGGCAGCAGUCCCAGCAAUCCGGUGGUGGUGGCGGCAGCAGCAGCAAUAGCGGUAAGCCCAUGGUCGUCGUCGCCGCCCCGAACGGCAACAACAACAGCAGCAGUGGCGGCGUCGGCGGCGGCAUCGGCAUCGGUAUUAACAAUAACAACAACCAUCACCACGCGCAGCCGAUCAACCCGCUGGAUCCGAUCGAGAGUUCCGACUCGGACUCGGAACCGGAGGAGCCGAACGAUCGGGCACGGAACGACGGUACGCUGCUGGCCAGCGAUCCGCCGAAGCCACUGCCCGGUGGACUAGGAGUGUUGGCCGAGUCCGACCAGAACAACCAAUCGUCCACGACGACGACGACGACGACGACUACGACGACGACCACGACACCCGGCGGUAGCAACAGUAGUGUGCUCUCGCCACCCAGUGGUGGACCUCCGAACCGGCCACUGCCACCCACGCCGGACGAUGACGACGCCCAGAGCGAUCGGACGCUGAUCAAGAGGAACUACGAUAACAAAUCGACCUCAUCGAUCGGGACCACGACCUCGUCCGCAUCCACCGGAUCGACCCAGUCCGAGAGCGAGGAAGCCGUCCUGCUGCGGGAUUGGGACUUUGAGCGGUUCUUCCCGUCGAACGAGCGUCCACAGCGACUGCCCCAGCAACGCCACUCCAUGUCGGAUAAGUCGUCCUCCUCGUCGCCGGCCGAUUCCCACGGACGCCUGAACGGGCUGGACAAGCUCCGCAAGGAACGAGAAAACAGCAAAAUGUCAAACCUGGCCUUUGCCGAGAAGAAGAAAGUCGAAGAGAUGAACAACAAGAUCCGCCUGGAGGAACGGGUCAAGAGCGAAAUCUUCGCCCGCCAGUACCACAAACAGCAAUCUCCCGGAAAGUCUAGUCCCGGUACGUCCGCAUCCACCAGUCAACCACAGUUCCUUGCACCGCAAUCUCACAAACGUCAGGAAUCUGACUCUAAACUCUCGCUCAACUUUGUCCGGGGAUUCCGCCGGGAGAACUCGGACUUUUUCCCACUGUCCAAACGGCACUCGGCCAUCCUUGGCGAGCAGAUUACACCCGGAAGCAGUGGAGCCAGUUCCAAGCAAAUGUCCUCCAGUGCCAUCCAGCAGCAGCAACGUUCCAGUGCCAUAUUCUCGCGCAAUCGCAAUAAAGGUGAACCCAUCCUGACGGACUUUACCGUCACGAAACGGGGCGAUGGGGACGAACCGCGGCCACGGACACCACCGAGACCUACCGGCCUCUCUGGCGGGGUCAGCAAUCAGCCUACUCCCAGGCCAGGAAUAACUCCCUCGGUACGGAAUCUCGACUUCCUGCGGCCACGCCGGGAGAAGACCGAAUCGGUCAUCUUUUUACGCAAUUCGCCCACCCGACAGCAACUGUUCGACAGUCAGAACCGCGGCGGUGAAAACAGCAGUUUAGGAACGCCAGGUCAGCGCACGAGCAGUGUCCUGCCGGAUCUACUGAGUCAAGCGUCCCCGGCAACGCCCCCACGACACGACAAAUCGGCCAGCGAAGAGUACCGAGCAGCCGUCAGUUCCUCCGCCCAAUCCACACCCUCCAAGUCCUUCAUCGGCGUUUCGAGCCCCGGCGUCAUCAACAACAACAGCAACAACAACAACAAUAACAACUACAAUAUCAAUAAUUUUAACCAUCACAGUAGUAGUAACAAUGCCGGCCAUCACCUAUCGCCUCCUAGCAAAGGUGCUGGCGGCGGUGGAAAUAGCAAUUCCUCGCCGCACUCGACGGUGUCGAAUUCGUCCUCUUCCUCCCACCAUAACAGUCCAAACCAUUCGAUUAACAUUAGAAACCUAAACAAUCACAACAAACUUCUACAUGGUAGCAAUAAUAACAAUCAUUUACCUCCCUAUCAAUUGAACCAACCACACCACCACCACCACCACCUACAACAACAACAACAACAACAACUACUACUGCACCAUCAACAAUCGCAACCUGCGUCUCUAAACUCCACUCCCGGUGGAAUCGGUGCUGGUGGCGGUGCUGGUACUGUCAAUUCCGGUGCACCUCCAUUGCCUCCGUACGCAUUGGCCUUGCAACAGAAGCAACGGAGUUUCCUAACGUUCGGCUUCAGUGCCGGCUCGGGAGGAUCCGGAGCUGCCCGGCGGGAAAGUCACGUCAACGUCAACGUGACCCCGACGUCCCACGAUGCCGCCUCCGAUACGCCCGAAAUACGGAAGUACAAGAAACGGUUCAACUCGGAGAUCCUGUGCGCUGCGCUGUGGGGCGUCAAUCUGCUGAUCGGAACCGAGAAUGGCCUCAUGCUGCUCGAUCGGUCCGGACAGGGAAAGGUCUACCAACUGAUAUCGCGACGACGGUUCCAGCAAAUGGAGGUGCUAGAAGGCCAGAACAUUCUGGUGACCAUCUCCGGUAAGAAGAACCGGGUGCGAGUGUACUACCUGUCCUGGCUCAAGUCGAAAAUCCUCCGCACCGAUGGAAUGGGUGAUCAACAAGUGGAACGCCGAAACGGGUGGAUCAACGUGGGCGACCUGCAGGGGGCGGUCCACUUCAAGAUCGUCAAGUACGAACGGAUCAAGUUCUUGGUGAUUGCGCUCAAGGAUUCGAUCGAGAUCUACGCCUGGGCGCCGAAACCCUACCACAAGUUCAUGGCAUUUAAGAGUUUCGCUGAACUUAUGCACCGCCCACUGCUCGUCGAUCUUACCGUCGAGGAGCAAACGCGACUGAAGGUGAUCUACGGUUCGGCGGAAGGUUUCCACGCGGUUGAUCUCGACUCGGCCAUCGUCUACGAUAUCUACCUUCCUAAACAUACUCAGGGUCCAAUCUCGCCGCACUGCAUCGUCACGCUGCCGAACUCGAACGGCAUGCAGCUGCUGCUGUGCUACGACAACGAGGGCGUCUACGUCAACACGAUGGGCCGGGUGUCGAAGAACAUCGUGCUCCAGUGGGGCGAAAUGCCAACGUCCGUCGCGUACAUCGGCACCGGUCAGAUCAUGGGCUGGGGCAACAAGGCAAUCGAGAUCCGUUCGGUCGAAACGGGCCACCUGGACGGGGUGUUUAUGCACAAGAAAGCCCAACGCCUCAAGUUCCUCUGCGAGCGGAAUGACAAGGUGUUCUUCAGCAGUGCCAAAGGUGGUUCGUCCUGUCAGAUCUACUUCAUGACGCUGAACAAACCCGGUAUGGCCAACUGGUAAAACCACACAAUCCCGGAAGGGGGCGUUCGGAAUCGAAUGAGUGCGACCAAGAGAGAGAUAGAGUCAGUAGCAUGUGCAUGGCCGGCUUAUGGUGAACGUGAGAAGGCGGAAGCAUUAUUAACUCCUAUUAUUAUGCAACACAGACACACACACUGUUAGUUAAGGUAAGUCAUCUGGAGAAAAAGCGUUUACCUACAAUUUAUGUUCUUUUUCUGUCUGCGAGAGCAAAGUAAAAACAAAAUAUUAGACGAUUAGUUUAGGAACCGGAAAAUCUGCAAAUCUGCAGGAUAGGUGUACAUCGUGUUAGUGGAAGCAAGUAUAAAGCAAGAAAUACAGUCGUAUAUAUUAAUUAUACCAUCUAAGAAAUUGGUUACAAAUUGGCAAAUGUGUUGUGACAAAAGAAGGUGUUCGAAUCCCUUUUUGGUCCCCCGUGUAGUAGCUUUUUUCCCCAGUCAAAAUGGGGCCAUUGGAAAAGACAAGUCGCGCUUCGCUGGAGCUUGGCUUUUGUCCCGCUAAUCGGAAAUUUUAAAUUCAAUCUCAAAUUUCUGUAAAUAUAUAUACAUUGAAUUUACACAACUCCCCCCUUCUAUAUACCUGCUUGCUACUUGGUGACGCGAAGCUGAAACUCAAGAACAGAAUACGAUCGAACAAAUUGUGAUUAUUUAUUUGUGUAAUCUGCUUUAAAUGACAAUUAUGGAUUAGCAGUUUUAUCAUCCGGUUCUCGAUAGACGAAAAAACAAAGCAAAAAUUCUGACUCCACAGAAUUUUAAACCGAUUCCAAUUCUGAGUGGACAGUCAGUCAGACUAUGGUAAUUAUUAUCUUUGAAGCAUCUUAGCGAUCUUAGCGCGGAUUAUACGAAAUAUAAAUGCAAAGGUAAAACGAAGCAGAAGAAGAAGAAGAAAAAAAAAACGGAUGAGGUAGAAGUUAUAGAUUGUAUUAUAUUUUUGUUUGUUUUUUAUAGAAAUGCUUAUUUUUUAUACACACUUUAUGCGUCAGAAUAAUAUUUUUUAUUGUUUGUUUCCUAUUUUUUAUUACUAUACAAAACCCUCUACAACAAUACUUUCUCGCUUAUAAUCGUGCUGUAUAAAUGAGAAAAUCUGCCACAAGAAAACAUAAAAAUGCCACGAUUCUUACGUAAAAAAGGAUGAGCUAUUAUUAUUAUUUUUGGUGACCUUUAACCGGUCCAACACUCACAGCGGAAAUCGUUUUGAUUUUUUUUUUAAAUAUUUUGUUCAUCCCAAAAUUUAAAAAAAAAAUAACAUUUCCUUUAGAAUUUGGUGCUUACCUCCCUGAACCGCUUGUUUGGACGUUCGCCUAUAGUUUUUUUUGUUGCCAAAAAUACACCUUUUUUAGUUUGACCGAGCCUGGUGGGAAAUAAUGUCAAAUAGCCCUCAGUUUUCCGAAAAAUGAAUCAGAGUAGAUUUUCGUACUACAACAACGCAUUAGCAAUCAAUAAUAUGCACUACUGAUUAAACACUUUCCUAUUUUGUAAUUGUUCAUGAGCGGUUGGGUCAUGAUGUCCCACUCUCGUUUCUAAUAAGUGCCAUUUUCUUCUGUUUUUACUUAUUUUACCUUUAGUCUUCCGUGUGCAAUAAUUCCACUCAAACCAUACAAGUCCGAUCCCUUUUUGGCGAACACCUCUGAUUGAAAUAAACACACUCACUCAAAUCGACGGCAACUUUUGCUUUGGUCAAUCUUACCGUAAACAACAAUAACAACAACAAAAGUCUGAUCUUAAACUAUCCCUAGACUCGAUCCUACUACUACCACUUUCCGUCGAAUUUCCCUCGUUCGACACACGAGUUCUGCCAAACGGCCACUUUGCGCCAAAUGGACAAAUUUCUUGCAUUUCCACGGUUUUAAAUCCACAAGAACGACACACAGUAGAAAAGCAAACAAACAAGUUUAGAAAUCAAACACUAGCGACAGUGAACUGCACGCAUUUAGUAAAAUAAUUACAGUUGGUAAAAGAAAACAGAAAACAGUAGCGAACAAUAGGUAAUUAAUUAAGACGACAAGUUAGAUACAAUUUUUAAACAGAUCAAAUCAAUCAUGGAAGCAAGAGAGAAUGAAUAGGAGUAAACAAUCGAAAGGGUAGAGAGAGUUUUCUAUGGGUUCAAUCGCCAUAACGCGGAUACGCAGAAAGGAUCGUGUAAAGAAAUGCCUUCAAUCAACAACAUUAAACAAAAGUGACGAAAACAAAAUAAACAGAAUCAGUGAUAGGAUUACAGACAGAAACACAUCGCUUACCUAUGUAAUGUUUUAUUUUAAUUUCGAUUUUCGAACAACCCUUCCGUUGGAAAUAGUUUAUUAUAUUUUGCAUUUCUAACUGGACUCUUCAGAAGUGCGGAAUCGCUGAUAAAAGUGCGAUUUUACGAUUUUUGGUGUUUUCACGACGUUCAAUACGAUUUAACGUAAAACCGUACUUUUAUUAGUUUUUCCGCUAUACUCUCACAUACACAUACAUUCAUCGUACACACGUCAGAAUAAAAGUUGUUUUUGUUUAGGUGUCAACCGAGGCAUUUUCAUCCAACAUUGUUGUAGUAGUCACACCAUGCUCUCAUAUGUCCUCACAAGUAUAGCCAAUCUACCAUUUCAUAACCCUCCCCCCAUUAUCACAAAUUGUACGAAAACGAAUCGAAUACACACAUACAGACACAAACACACGUCCUAAAAUACACACAGACACAUGCACUAACAUACAAAUACAAGUAUUCUUAGCGAACACACAGAAUUAUCUCUUUCAUAUCUUUAUUACGGUAGGAAUACAUUCAAUCAUCCACACCCAUACACAAACAAACCCUUAUCUGUGGUCGAAUGUGAGAUUAGGAAUAACAAAAAAAAAAACUAUACACACUCUCACAUAAACCAACAAAAACGUAUUCAUUCUAAUUCAUUCAACCAUUGAACAAAACAAAACAAAACAUAAUAAUAAAUUACAGUGAAAAGCAGAGAAAACGCAACCUUUUUAAAGAUAAACAAACAAAAGAAAACACAAAAAAUAAGUAAAUAAUAAUUAUGAGCAUAUAAACGAAUUGAAAGUAUAAAACGUAAACACACGCUAAAUGGCUGAGGAAGAGUAAAAAAAAAGAA
Molecule: messenger RNA, 9180 nt
Organism: Ochlerotatus camptorhynchus
Lineage: Eukaryota; Metazoa; Arthropoda; Insecta; Diptera; Culicidae
Gene: msn
Product: serine/threonine-protein kinase msn
Exons: 17
Coding region: 1368-6086 (1572 amino acids)
Biological process (GO): protein phosphorylation
Molecular function (GO): protein kinase activity; ATP binding
Source: RefSeq, a predicted model, not a curated record